CGCUAUGGUAUCUUGCGACCAUGGCCGCGGCCGCUGCCGAUCAAGCUGUUUUAAGGGCGAAAAAGAAAGGCAUGGUUUGUGCGGCGCCCACUGCAGAUGUUGCAUUGCCUCGCUGAACGAAUUCGCUGAGGUGAAGCAGUGUGUGCAGGCAGGCGGCUCCAUCAAGGCAAAGUGCACCGCCUUGGAAAAGGAAGUAGCGGGAGGCUGCUCAAGUGACCACUUCUGCUGUUGUGCCCUGAAGGACGUGUGUGAAGCUAAACACUCGUGUAGCGGCGGAAGAGGUUCCUGCCGAUCGAAGUGUAAGGCUCACGAGUCAGAGACUACCGAUAAAUGCGGCGCGGGCUGCAAGUGUUGUGUGACGAACAUCAACGUGUGCAAACCUAGCACUGAGUGCCAGGCGGCGGGUGGUGAGUGCCAAACGCAGUGUCCCCACGGAACGAAGGAGUUGCAAGGCGGUUGUUUUGGCAACAAGUGCAAGUGUUGUGUUGGUUUCCAUCUCGACUCAUUGUGUGGAGGCCAGCUGGCCUGUGACGAUGGCUUGGGACACUGCAGAGAUGAGUGCAACGAGUGGGAAGAAGAGGUGCACGGAAAAUGUGGACAGUUCUGCAAGUGUUGUGUAGCCAAGAUUGAAGUUCUUCUUGAUUUGGAGAAGUGCAGACACGAUGGAGGCUCGUUCAAGGCAUCGUGUUCCAAGCUGGAGAAGGAGGUUGGAAGAGGAUGCUCCUCACCUCAUUACUGUUGUUGCGCCCCGGUAGAUGUCUGUCAGGCUCACCCAACAUGUAACAAAGGACGCGGACAAUGCCGGGCUUGGUGUGAGCCGUGGGAGGAUGAGACGCUCGCUGGAUGCGGUGCUCAUUGCAAGUGUUGUGAGGCCAGGAAUGACGUGGUGGAAGACCUGGAGAGGUGUGUGCAAGAAGGAGGAGUUUUCAAGUCCACAUGCUCCAGGGACGAGAAGGAAGUUGCCGGGGGAUGCUCCUCCUCCAAAUACUGUUGCUGCGCUCCUCUCGAUGUGUGCCUCUCCCAGCCCUCGUGCGCAGGUGGACGAGGAUUCUGCCGGUCUAAGUGCAGCAAGUGGGAAGAAAAGACUUUCGGGAGCUGUGGCGCACACUGCACAUGCUGCGUCCCACUAACUGGAGUUAUCACCGUCAAAGAGUUGGAGUCUUGUGUGAGGAGAGGAGGUUCCUUCAAAGCCAGAUGUAGCAGGCACGAAAAGGAAGUAGCGGGAGGCUGCUCAGCUCAUAACCUGUGUUGCUGCGCCCCGUUGGACGUAUGCCAAGCUGAGCCGUCUUGUGCUAAAGGCCGCGGGCGCUGCAGGAGUUGGUGCAAGGAGUGGGAAUCUGAAGAAGGCCACUGUGGAGCACACUGCAGAUGCUGUGUGGUUCAAACAGACGUGCUGAGGGAACUUGAGGAAUGCGCGAAGGAGGGUGGUUCAUUUAAGGCCAAGUGCACUGAGGGUGAGAAAACUGUGGCAUGGGGUUGCUCUUUGACCAGCCACUACUGCUGCUGCGCCCUUCAAGAUGGUAAGACAUUCAUCAUUAUUUGUUCUUACAUUCACGGAUUCCGGGAUGUAGAAAGUUUAUGCCAAGCUCAGCCGACGUGCGACAGCGGCCGUGGGCAAUGCCGCCAUACAUGUCUCACUGGAGAGACUCAGACCAGCUCUUCCUGUGGCAUCAGCUGCAAGUGUUGCGUACCUAACACUGACGUGAACAUCAAUGAAAUAAAGCACUGCCUUAAUCACGGAGGAGCGUAUAAGGCGAAGUGCGGCACAGGCGAGAAGGCCUUUGGCGUGUGCACCUCUAAACAUUGCUGCUGCAUCCCAAAUGAUGUAUGUGACGGCGAAGGAUCAUGUCACAGCGGUCAGGGGUACUGCCGGAAAACAUGUGCGACCUCAGAGAAAGAAGUGUACGGAGGCUGCAGCCGCAGCUGCAAGUGCUGCGUUCCUAAUGACAGUGUUCAACUGGUAGAGGACUGCCUGAAAGCAGGAGGAGUCGUGAAGAGCAAGUGCACUGCAUUUGAGAAGAUAACUGGUAAUGGCUGCUUUGCUGUCGGGUCGUGCUGCUGCGCCUCAAGAGACGUGUGCCGAUCGCUGCCAUCAUGUGAUCACGGCAAAGGGUACUGCCGAGAAUGGUGCGAGACUUGGGAAGAGGAGACCUACGGAGAGUGUGGCUUCCACUGCAAGUGCUGUGUGCCCAAGAUUAGUGUAACUGAGAUUCAAGAGUGUCUGGACGCCGGAGGUUCGAUUAAGAGAAAGUGCUCAGACAUAGAAGAGAAGGCCGCAGGAGGCUGCAGCUUUGCUUCCGAAUAUUGUUGCUGCAAACCCAAGGAAGUGUGUACAGCCAAGCCAAAAUGUAAUGACCACAACGGCCGGUGCAGAGACUCGUGCUUUGUCCACGAGAUGGAGGUCACCGACACCGAGACGUGUGGCACAACCUGCCUUUGUUGUGUGCCAGUAAUUGACAUUAAAGCCGUGGACGAUUGUCUCAAAGAAAAAGCAACAUUCAGAGACGAAUGUUUGGAGUCGGAGAUUCAGACAGGACCGGGCUGCACGAUGCCGAACGACAAGCAAUGCUGCUGCAUCGCCGAGGAUGUGUGCACGGAGAAAGGAAGAUGUGACGAAGACUACGGCAGGUGUCGCUCUCAUUGCCUCGACACCGAGCGUGAAGUGACACCUAGCUGCGGCCACCACUGUAAAUGCUGUACCAUCCGGCCUACAACCACCACCACCAGUACCGCCUAAACAUGAUAUUGUGGCGCGUGUAUCCAGGGGCAAUGCAUCAACAAGUCACACGCCAGUCAAGAAAAAAUGGAUGGUGAGAUGUUAGGGUCAGAAGCCAUGAAACAUUAAGAACAGUUAAAUAGUUAAAUUAAAUUUGUAGAUGGAUAAAUGGUUAGAUUAGUAUGACCGACUAAUAUGAUAGACCUGAGAGAGAGAGAGAGAGAGAGAGAGAGAGAGAGAGAGAGAGAGAGAGAGAGAGAGAGAGAGAGAGAGGGAGAGAGAGAGAGAGAAAUGAAAAUCUUUCCGUCUCGAAUCAAAAGCCUCAUGUGAAAAAAAAAAAAUCAUCAUUCCAUGAUACUACCUUUUUUUUUUUUUUACUUUUUAUUUAUUUUACCAUAUACAACCGGCUUCACGCCACACAUCUAUGUCGUUCACACAUACACACACACACACACACACACACACACACACACACACACAUACACACACACACACACACACACACACACACACACACACACACACACACACACACACACACACAUACACACAUCACUCGCUCGUAAAUUACUAGUCGAACAGAGUGAAACCACCAUGGCAAAAUAUUUGUGGUGCUUCACAAUAAUAAUGGAGAGAACCUGGUCUUUCCAUAAUUUUCUGCCGGCAUGUAAUAUGCAGUAGUUUAGGUUUUUCUUCUUUCAAAAUAUCUCUUCUCCUCAAGUGACUGCUGCAGAGAAAGCAUGGAAUUAGCAUGGAAUGGUAAUAACAAUGCAUUGUUCAUGUCUCAUGUCCAGAAAAAGGAAGGUUUGUCAGAUAAGGAAUAAGAACCUAAUACAUAAUAUUUGAGCUUGUGGCUGUUGUUUUAUGUACAGAUAAUUUAUUGUGCAUUUGUAAUUGGGAUUCUGUAUCUUGUGAUUGCUUGCAAAGUUUUAUUUUAAGGGUAAUAAAUUAUUAUCCUCUGUUAUUGUGGCUACAACUGGCUGGUGAUACAUCAAUAAACUAUGCAAACAUU
Molecule: messenger RNA, 3728 nt
Organism: Scylla paramamosain (green mud crab)
Lineage: Eukaryota; Metazoa; Arthropoda; Malacostraca; Decapoda; Portunidae
Product: multiple epidermal growth factor-like domains protein 6
Exons: 22
Coding region: 5-2737 (910 amino acids)
Source: RefSeq, a predicted model, not a curated record